Molecule: messenger RNA, 2507 nt
Organism: Dermacentor andersoni
Lineage: Eukaryota; Metazoa; Arthropoda; Arachnida; Ixodida; Ixodidae
Gene: Usp12-46
Product: Ubiquitin-specific protease 12/46
Biological process (GO): protein deubiquitination
Cellular component (GO): nucleus; cytosol
Molecular function (GO): cysteine-type deubiquitinase activity
Source: RefSeq, a predicted model, not a curated record
CUACGAAUGUACGGCUAAAAACGGCCGACUCCGGUAGCCAACAAAAAUGGCGCUGUUGAAGGCAAGAAAAGCAUUCAAGGUUUGACGCGUGAAAAAUGAAAAAUGGGAGCAAAUGGAUCAUUGUUGGAGAAGGAGAUAGGUCACGAUCAGUUUCCAUCAAAUGAACACUACUUUGGUCUUGUAAAUUUUGGCAAUACCUGCUACUGCAACUCGGUGCUCCAAGCGCUCUACUUCUGCAAGCCGUUUCGGGAGAAAGUGCUGGAGUACAAGGCUCGUAACAAGCGCACGAAGGAAACGCUGCUCACGUGCCUGGCCGACCUGUUCCACAGCAUCGCCAACCAGAAGAAGAAGACGGGCACCAUUGCUCCCAAGAAGUUCAUAGCGCGGCUGCGCAAGGAGAACGAGCUCUUCGACAACUACAUGCAGCAGGAUGCGCACGAAUUCCUCAACUACCUGCUGAACACCAUCGCCGACAUCCUGCAGGCCGAGAAGCAGCAACUGCAGCAGAACUCGCAGGCCAACGCCAAGGGCAACAAGUGCACCAGCAGCGGAGACGCGGCUCAUCCUGCGGCGGGAGCCCCCAUAGCUUCAGCUGGUGCCACGGCACAGGGCAUGCAGAACCAGGUUGGGGGCGCUGCCCAGCCCCCUAAGCCCGAGCCCACGUGGGUGCACGACAUCUUCCAGGGAACCCUCACCAAUGAGACACGGUGCCUCAACUGUGAGACGGUGAGCAGCAAGGAUGAGGAUUUCCUGGACCUCUCUGUGGACGUGAGCCAAAACACAUCCAUAACCCAUUGCCUAAGAGGAUUUAGCAACACCGAAACGCUCUGCAGCGAACACAAGUACUACUGCGAAAAUUGCUGCAGUAAGCAAGAGGCGCAAAAAAGGAUGAGGGUAAAGAAGCUGCCCAUGAUACUUGCAUUACACUUGAAGCGUUUCAAGUACACGGAGCAGCAAAAUAGGCACACCAAACUGUCUUACAGGGUGGUCUUCCCCCUUGAACUAAGGUUAUUCAAUACGUCGGAUGAUGCCUACAACCCUGACCGGAUGUACGAUCUGGUGGCAGUAGUCAUCCACUGUGGAAGUGGUCCCAACAGGGGACACUACAUCUCCAUAGUGAAAAGCCAUGGCCUUUGGCUCCUUUUCGAUGAUGACAUUGUUGAUAAAAUCGACGCGACGGCAAUUGAGGACUUCUACGGCCUCACGUCGGACACGCCAAAGACAUCGGAGUCAGGCUACAUCCUCUUUUACCAGUCAAGGGAGUGACGUCUUCACCGGCUUGGAGCGACAGGAACAGGGGUGUGAGGUUCCCCAGUGUGCACGCUGUGUCCCUUGCCAGAGUAGUGUCAACUUUCGCUCUCUCUCACCCUGGCCGCCACUGACCAAGGUGUGCAAUAGAGGCAGGUCCGGGAGCAGAGGCGGCGGCCAUCUUUCUUGUCACCGUGUCACACGAGGAAGCAUCAUCAAACUCUGGACAAAUAUCUGCACAACGGCACAGCGGCGCAAGACUCGUUGCAUUUUGUAAAGGAAAGGUCGGCAGAGGUCGGUGAAGCGGUCUAAUGCUGAGGCGCAAAGAGGAAAAUGCGGCAUCUCAGCCAUAGCAGGGCUGGUAGAGUUUAUUGCGGCUGUAGAGGAAAUUUUGUCAGAACAAAUGGUGUGUAAAUAAUAAAGUUUUUUUUUUUUUUUUACAGCCGCAUCACAGACAGCAAAGAGGCUAUCAACAGCAAGGCAGACACCUGGUUCACUCUGCAGAUGUCUUUCUUGGCAUGCAAGGGCAGACAACAUACAGUGUGCAAGCACAUGAUGCAGAAUUUGUACGAGUGGCAGAGAGUCCCCAAGUCGCCCAGGUCAGAGCUGUAGAGCUGGGGGUUAAUGCCAAGAUUCCAGAGUGCUGGAGCUGCCUCGCUGUUGCGUAGUGGUUUGUAGAGAUAUAGUGUUCUAGGUUUCCAGGGGAUACAGGGGCUGUGUACAGAUUAAUUUAUGGUCACUAGGAUUUUAUUAAGAUGAUAAGCAGUUCAAGCUUUGGGGGCUUUCGGGAACAACUGGAAGAGUAUCACCUUCUGUGGUGAAUAGGCAAUAUGAAGUACUAUGAGAGUAUUCAAAAACAAAGGCUUCUUCUUUUGUUGUUGUUGUUAUUGUUGUUCUGAGUUUUUGAUGUCAGUUCUGAAAAGUUUCAUAAAUGACGUGACACGGAAGUAAAAAAAAAAAUAGAAAAAUAUCUUAGCACUUAUGCAUUUAGGUAAACAUUUCUUGAUUAUGGCUUUCAUUUUGUUAGCCGGAGAUGUUAAACUACAAAUAGAUUUCAAAGUUAGUCAAGAAAUGAGCGAAUCAAAAGUGCCCAUCAAAACAAAAUUGUACAAAAUACACCAGGCAUAGUGUGUGGUGUGAAUGUGUUUCUGUUUGUAGCAUUAUGCAGCACAUGUAAAAAGUGUAAGAAGAGUAAGAGCCUCAUUGACAGUGUAUAAUAUUGUACAGUUGCAUUGCCUCUUAUUAAAGCUUUGGAUGCA